GACGGGAGGCUGGCGGACUAUGUACAUUUUUCCUUUAUUACCUCACGAGCAGGGAGGAGGCUGCCGGGAUAGCGGAGGACCUUCCCUCGGCCUCGCUCCAGUCCUCCAGCUCCCCGCGCUGCCCGGCGGCCCCGGGAAGCCCGGCUCCCGGCCCGGCCGCGGCGGGCCCUGCCUCCCCCCCGCCCGCCGGGCCCGCUUCUCUGGGGAGCCUCGUCCAGGCCCAUGGCUCCAUGAGGCGGGAGAAGGAGGCUGCGGGGUACCAGCGGCGGCGGCUGGGCUGAGGCGGAGGAGAAGCCGCGUCCGGCCCGGGACGGGUGCAGGAGGGUUCUGCAGUGCUCCAGGCAGCAAGUUGUGAAGCAGGAUGGGAAAAAGACGCUGUGUUCCUCCACUUGAGCCCAAGCUGGCAGCUGGCUGUUGUGGGGUAAAGAAGCCCAAAUUAUCUGGGAGUGGAACGCACAGUCAUGGGAAUCAGGCCACAACUGUACCAGGCUCCAGUUCAGGUCCUCUUCAGAACCACCAGCACACAGACGGGAAUAAUGGAAGGGAGAACGUAUCUGACUUGACUUUGGGCCCAGGAAAUUCCCCAAUUACUCGAAUGAAUCCCACUUCAGGAGCUCUGAGCCCACUUACUCGGCCCAAUGGAACUGCCAACAGCACCAAGAACCUGGUGGUGACAGCAGAGAUGUGCUGCUACUGCUUUGAUGUACUCUACUGUCAUCUCUAUGGUUUCCCUCAGCCACGACUUCCUCGAUUUACCAAUGACCCCUAUCCACUCUUUGUGACGUGGAAGACGGGGCGAGACAAGCGGCUUCGUGGCUGCAUCGGGACCUUUUCAGCCAUGAAUCUUCACUCAGGACUCAGGGAAUACACAUUAACCAGUGCACUUAAGGACAGCCGAUUUCCACCCCUGACCCGCGAGGAGCUGCCCAAACUCUUCUGCUCUGUCUCCCUCCUCACUAACUUUGAGGAUGCCAGUGACUACCUGGACUGGGAGGUUGGGAUCCAUGGGAUCAGAAUAGAGUUCAUCAAUGAGAAAGGUGUCAAACGCACAGCCACGUAUUUACCUGAGGUUGCUAAGGAACAAGACUGGGAUCAGAUCCAGACCAUAGACUCCUUACUCAGGAAAGGUGGCUUUAAGGCUCCGAUUACCAAUGAUUUUAGGAAAACGAUUAAACUCACCAGGUACCGCAGUGAGAAGGUGACAAUCAGUUAUGCAGAAUACAUGGCCUCGCGUCAGCAUUGUUUCCAGAAUGGCACUCUUCAUGCCCCCCCCCUUUACAAUCAUUACUCCUGACACACGGCUGCAUGACCAGUCCCACUCCCCAGUUGCUGCCAACAGCUACGACAUCAUUGGGGCAGAUGCCUCCUCUUCCUGGUCCAGUUACUUCUAUUACUGCACCAUUUUAUGAUGCUAGCUUCCGUUGCCAAGUCUGCCUUCCAGCUGACCUGGGGGGAUGAUGAGAGCAUGACAGAACUUCAGGGGCCCAAGCCUUAUCUCAGCCUUCCCUCUGAAUGGGGGUUCAGUUGGAUUGGGGCUCCAUGCCUAUGAACUGUCGUGAGGUGCAGAAGACCUCUCUGAGUGAAAGUGCCACUUCGGACUGAUGCGUUCUUGUGUAUUACCAACACUUUGGAAUCUUGAGCUGUUUGUUAUGGAAGCCCCCCAGAUCAAGUAGGAUCAUUCCCCCGGCAGUCUGGGCAACGGAGUCCAACAAAACAUUUUUUAGGUUCUUUCUAAGUUUUUUUUUAAUCUCUUGUAUCUGUCGUGUACUGAGAGCUGAUUGCAGUCCCCACACAUCACAGGUAGACAUUAUGAUACUUGGGGAGGGUUGAACAUCUGAGUAGCACCCCAUCCUCACAGGCAGAAAACACUUAAAAGACAUGAAAAGCCUUUGAAUGGUAUUGCAGAUGAAUUAAUUAUUUAAAUAAGAAGGCUUAUUUGUCAGAUCCCACUGAGGGAUGGGUUUCUAGAAAUCCUCUUGGUUUACAGUUUUCUGGGUUUUUUUAGGCAGUGCUUUGUAAUGCAGCCUGCUAUGAAACAGAACGCUGUUAAUCCUGUAAGAGAGCAGCAUGGCACAUGCUGUGUGUGCAUAGGAUGAGUUACUUGAGUGUCCCUGGACAGUCUGCUCUGUUGCAACCAAGUGUUGUGCCCCAACAUUUGUAACAGCCUGAUAGAUGAGGGAUGGGGAGGGCAUUGGCUGUAGUCAUACAAGAGAGACUAGUGACUGAAAUCUGUUUAGCUAAAGUCUCGGGGACCUUCCUUUUGAUAGGACAGCCACUUUCUCUGAUGUGACUACUGACCUUUGAGAACUGCUAGUAUUCCACUUUAUAGCAGGCCUAUAGAGAAGAGCUGUGUAGUUUAACUGGUAAGUUAUUAUCUUACACAGUUUGGUCAUUACCACAUUAGGGCAAUGAGUGUGGAAACCUGUAUUACCCAGAGUGUGUAAAACUCGUAUGCAUCCCUUGUUUCUUCUCCCAUCAUUGAUGAUUACAAGAAAUACUUUCUCCUAAAAGGAAGUGAAGUUAUCCAGUUGUUAUUCUGCAGUGUCAUUAAGGGAUGUCAUGAACUCAGUGAUGGAUGGCCAAAUGUAAUUUGUGGGGGCUUGUUUUGUUUUCCAAGUUUCUGUACAGUCAGCAAUGAUCGGGAAAGAAAAAACAAGUGCAUAGCAAGAGUAAUGGCUGUUUGGUUGCGUAUAUCUUUAAAGCUUUCAUGUAUGUGGUAAUGAUGGCUUUUAAAACUGACUGGUGUUUGAAGCCUGAAAUUGUCUUCUGGCAUGGCAGGGAAUAGGGCUGGUAAAAAGCUCAGAACUGCAUGCUGCUGCUCUUUCUGGUCCUAGAGAAACACACAGAAUUGUGCAGUUUUGCUUCAUGUUGGUGUAAUAUCCUCCUGCUGGAGAAGAGAGACGUGAGGGAAAGGAGGGGGUCCUAUUCUGGAUAAUGGUGCAAUAUUGACCCAGCUUUCCUCCUGUACUGGGUCAUCCUUAUAAAUUGCCACUUUUCCCUUGUGAUGUUGUUGAAAAGCAAUUGAAAGUUAAGGGAUUGUUUCUUCAUUUCCUGCUGCUGAGAAUAAAUCGGUCUUGUUACAAACUCGAGUGGUUUGUAAUUACUCUCCCAGGUGCCGUGUAGUGAUGGGCGAGGGUGGGGUCAGCUCUGGACAUGCCAUUCAACUUUCAGCUGUCAAACAGUAUGAUACAUAGGGCUACACACAUUACUGUUCAAGUGUUCUAUGUUAGAAUUUAAUUUCUAAGAGGUUUAAAACAAGCAAAAAAAUGGUGCUAAAAUUUCACCCCUGAGCACGCUCAGUGAGACUGGUCAUGCAGGCAUAUAGUGCCAGGCUUUUCAACAGUAUUGUUUCUUUUUCCAAUGUUUGCCCUGUUCUGUGUCUUCAACAGUGUAUAGUGUUUCCUGAUUUAAUUUUAUUUGAAUAGGGGAUAUCUAAGGGGUGGGGUGGGGAGGGUUAGCUGUCAUUUUUAAGAACAGGAUUUUAGGAUCGAGUGACUUGGUUGGUUGAAGCCUGAAGUGGGCUAGGUGGUCUGGGACUGGGGAAGUGUUAUCCGCUCCCACUUCCAUUUCCCCACUCAGCCUGUUUAAGAAAACAAAAACGCCUCUAAAUAUGUACUGUGUUCUUGUCUUGUUGCAGUGAGAAAAGAAGUUGGCAAAUCAGAAACACUGGUCUGCUGCCUAAGAAACAGGCCCUCGCAGCUUUAAUCCCGUAAGGGCCCAGCUGUAAAAUCAGUUGAAAAGUGUGUCAGUAAUCAAGUUAUCUCAGAAAAACAAAAGCAUGACAAGGACAUGUGGUCUCAGGAAAUAAUCCCAUUUCUAGAUCAUUACAUGGCAGCUAUGCAUAAGGAUGGAAGAGAUGAGCUAGAAACAAAAUGUGCUUUGAGUUGUCUUGAGAUGGAGGUGACCAAGAUCAGUGACCAGUUGAUGUAAGAAUUUCUCCACGGUUAUUUGGCUGGGAUUGCAGGUUAGAACUGCUCCUUUUCAAAGCAACUGCUACCUGCUUUGAUCUGGGCUUAACUCAUCCUUAGGAGCAAGUGCCUUUUGGUCUAGAAGGGCUUAUUCUCAUGACAACCACAACUGAGAAAUAAUCUCACUGCAAUUAUGAAUUGUCUUUGUUUUACAGUAACUACAGGAGAAUGUCUUUGAUCACUGGAGUCUGUCAGUGUUGGAAUGUUGCCACUGUGAGGUUCUUUACUUUUUUCUUUUUCCAUAAUGUUCAACAGUUAAUCUCAGCUGAGGCCAUUUCAGUUUGGGAACGUUUUAUAGUCAAAAUAUCACAUAUCUACAAUUUAUCAGUGAAAAAAAUCUGUAGGAGAAUCUAAGGGUUCAUUUUAACCUUUGCACAGAAUGAUUUGUUUUCAUAGUACAUUAACAAACAUCUGCAAUCUUCACUGACUAUUAGUGCUGUUUUCUGUUUGUAUUCUGGAAACUACAUGUUGUUUUGUUGGGGUUUUUUUGGUUAAUUUAUUUCCUUAAAGCAGGAGACCUCUUUUGACCUUCAGUGCAGAGAUGUCAGACCAAUUCUUUGUAUUACACUUGGUUGCCUCCUACCUAUAUAAUAACUUCUGAGUGUAAAUAAUUGAACUCUAUCCUCUAAUGAAGUAUUGUAGAGAAUAAAUCAUAAUGGAUAAAGA
Melopsittacus undulatus (budgerigar) is the source of this 4634-nucleotide messenger RNA. RefSeq names its product AMMECR1 like (gene AMMECR1L). The record is from RefSeq and is a predicted model, not a curated record. Gene Ontology annotation, cellular component: nucleus. Lineage: Eukaryota; Metazoa; Chordata; Aves; Psittaciformes; Psittaculidae. The transcript is spliced from 7 exons. The coding region runs from base 362 to 1294 and encodes 310 amino acids.